This is a messenger RNA of Penicillium robsamsonii, 222 nucleotides long. RefSeq names its product Amidohydrolase 2. Lineage: Eukaryota; Fungi; Ascomycota; Eurotiomycetes; Eurotiales; Aspergillaceae. The record is from RefSeq and is a predicted model, not a curated record. The coding region runs from base 1 to 222 and encodes 73 amino acids. The transcript has 2 exons.
AUGUCCUCCUUUCCCUCGUUGGGUGGACUGUCGGUCCCUGAAUCCAUGGCCCAACUUGCCAGAUAUUACUUUGAUACCGCUGCCUCGACUUCUGCUAUUCAGUUGGCGGCUCUGAAGAGCUUUAUUGGCGCGGGCCAGAAUGUGGCUGGAAGUGACUAUCCGUAUGUUCCAUUCUCGCAGGCCCAGCCGGCAUUAGCUGCGAUCGAGGGUAAUGGCUUAUAG